AUGAAAGAAGAGGAGAAGAUAACCGACUAUUUGCAAAGAGUGAAAGACUCUAUGAGUUCUAUAAGAGCUCUUGGAGAGGAUGUCAAAGAUGAGGUUAUUGUGAAGAAGGUUAUGAGAUCAUUAACUUCAAAGUAUGACACAAAGGUCUCUGCUAUUGAGGAAGCUAUAAACUUAAAUACAUUCUCUAUGGAUGAAUUGUUUGGCUCCUUAUCAAUUGAAGAAGAAAGAGAGAUUAAUCUCUUUAUGCAACAAGAAGUGGUAAAUGAUGUUCAAGUUGGCAGUGAUGAAGAGGAAGAAUUUGAAGUCAUAGUUGACCUAGAAGGUGAACUUAUAAGUGCUCUAGAAGAACUAAUAAAGUUGGAAGGGAUUAAAAGAAUGUGUGAAGUGACAAAAUCAGAUCUAGAAGACAAGGAGAAAGAGCAUCAAAAUUUGGAACAAGAGAUUGUGAGUCUCAAAAAAGAACUUGAAAAGUGA
Molecule: messenger RNA, 474 nt
Organism: Cryptomeria japonica (Japanese cedar)
Lineage: Eukaryota; Viridiplantae; Streptophyta; Pinopsida; Cupressales; Cupressaceae
Product: putative U-box domain-containing protein 58
Exons: 3
Coding region: 1-474 (157 amino acids)
Source: RefSeq, a predicted model, not a curated record